Molecule: messenger RNA, 3279 nt
Organism: Pygoscelis adeliae (Adelie penguin)
Lineage: Eukaryota; Metazoa; Chordata; Aves; Sphenisciformes; Spheniscidae
Gene: PGR
Product: progesterone receptor
Exons: 9
Coding region: 1-1311 (436 amino acids)
Biological process (GO): steroid hormone receptor signaling pathway; regulation of DNA-templated transcription
Cellular component (GO): nucleus
Molecular function (GO): steroid binding; zinc ion binding; DNA-binding transcription factor activity
Source: RefSeq, a predicted model, not a curated record
AUGUCUGAAGGGGAGAUUGAUGAAAAACAGCAAAAGGAAGACUAUACUGUAGUCACUGAAGUCAACGGGCACCAGCCCCUGGGCUUCCCGGCGGCGGUGCUGAAGGAGGGCUUGCCCCAGCUGUGCCCGCCCUACCUCGGCUACGUUCGGCCAGAUACAGAAACCAGCCAAAGUUCUCAAUACGGUUUUGAAUCGCUACCCCAGAAGAUUUGUCUCAUCUGCGGUGAUGAGGCUUCUGGUUGCCACUAUGGAGUACUUACCUGUGGAAGUUGUAAAGUCUUCUUUAAAAGGGCAAUGGAAGGGCAGCACAACUAUUUAUGUGCUGGAAGAAAUGACUGCAUAGUCGAUAAAAUUCGUAGGAAGAACUGUCCAGCAUGUCGCUUGAGGAAGUGCUGUCAAGCCGGUAUGGUCCUGGGAGGUCGAAAAUUUAAAAAGUUUAACAAAAUUAAGGUUGUGAGAACAUUAGAUGUCGCACUCCAGCAGCCAGCAGCCCUUCAAGAUGAAAGCCAAUCUCUAACCCAAAGGCUGUCCUUUUCUCCAAAUCAAGAAAUACAGUUUGUUCCCCCAAUGAUAAGUGUUCUACGAGGCAUUGAGCCAGAAGUUGUCUAUGCUGGUUAUGACAAUACAAAACCCGAAACACCAAGUUCCUUGCUGACCAGUCUAAAUCAUCUUUGUGAGAGGCAACUUCUUUGUGUAGUCAAGUGGUCUAAAUUGCUACCAGGAUUUCGGAAUUUACAUAUUGAUGAUCAGAUAACCCUCAUCCAGUAUUCCUGGAUGAGUCUAAUGGUUUUUGCAAUGGGAUGGAGAUCAUACAAACACGUCAGUGGUCAGAUGUUAUAUUUUGCACCAGAUCUGAUUCUAAAUGAACAGAGGAUGAAAGAAUCAUCGUUCUAUUCCCUGUGUCUAUCCAUGUGGCAACUCCCACAGGAAUUUGUCAGACUUCAAGUUAGCCAAGAAGAGUUCCUAUGUAUGAAAGCACUGUUACUUCUCAACACAAUUCCUUUGGAAGGUCUAAGAAGUCAAAGCCAAUUUGAUGAGAUGAGAACGAGUUACAUUAGAGAACUGGUGAAGGCAAUUGGUUUGCGCCAGAAAGGUGUUGUGGCCAACUCGCAACGUUUCUAUCAACUUACAAAACUGAUGGAUUCCAUGCAUGAUCUAGUGAAACAGCUCCAUCUCUUCUGUCUGAACACAUUUCUCCAGUCCCGUGCACUGAGUGUUGAAUUCCCCGAGAUGAUGUCAGAGGUGAUUGCUGCCCAGCUACCCAAGAUUCUGGCAGGGAUGGUGAAACCUCUUCUCUUUCACAAAAAGUGAAAUGUCUUUUCUCUUAUCAUAGAGAUGAUUUCUGGGUCAUUUUGUUUGUUUAUUUUUGUCAAGAUUUUGCAAUGUCAGGACUUCAGUGUAUUUGUCAUACUUACCCUGCCUACUGCUUUAUACUUGUAACAUACACAAGCCAUUUAAGCUUGAUGUACAUAUUGUGAGUUCCUGAUUCCUUAACUGCAAAAAUCACAACAGUCAUAAGAAAUGUUUUGUAAACUUGGCUAGGUUGCUUUUUAGAUAUGCAUAAGAAUGACAAUGAAUAGAGUUUUCAGAUUUCUAAGAACAGUUAUCUUAUACAUUUUUCUUACAUAUUACACUCUCUCAAAUUUCUGAUAUGACAUGGUGUAAACUUUUUACUUUAGUACAUUGUGUGCAUGGGUACAUGUGGGCAUUCCUUUAAUUUGGAGGAAUUAAAAUAAAUAUUGCCCACAUUUUCUCACGGAUAUUUCACUUUUUAUUAACUACUUUGCCUCACAGAAAUACCCUUUCAAAGUCAGCUGUCCAGGAUUAAGUAGACAUCACUGCAAUACCUUCAUGAGUAACUAAGUGCUAGCCACAAAAUAUACAUUCAUACUCUUGGCUGUGCCCAUAUUGCAUUGAAACUCUGAGUUCAGUGUACUGAACUGUGCUGCACCAUUCAGUGCAGCUCUCCUUCAAAAAUCAGAAAGCUUGGGAAAAUUUCAGUGUAUAUUACACCAGAAAUAAUGUGUAUGCAAACCCACUCAGCUUUGGCUUGUGUUAUUUUCCUUAAAAGUUCAGCACUUACUAAAGCUAAAUCGCUUAGCUAUAAUCUUAAAUUCAUCAACUUUUUAAAAUUCUGUAUUUCAGAAGCUUUAAAUAGAGAUGUUUUCACUGACUACAACUCAUAAUAAUCUUAAUGAUUUGAAUUCCAAUGCUGAAUACUCAAACAGCCAUUAACAUCAAAUUAUAGUGAGAUUGAAUGCAAAAAGAAAUGGAAAAUAUGACUACAAACAUUUUGAUACGCAUCAGACUCAUUUCAGUACUAUUUAGUGGAGCUACAUAUUUUAUAUUUUAAAGGCAUGCCAUUAUAAUUGGGGUAACUGUAAAAGAGGAAUUGGACUAAAGUAGCUUUAUACAUUCAAGAAGAAUGUCAUGUUUUACCAUGGAAAUGAAAUAUUUGACUGAAAAAUUAUAAUGUGGUGGUAGUUGUUCCUUUGAUGUGGAUAUGGAGCAACUCAUGCAUUUAAGGCAGGAAAUUGUUGAUCUAUUGAAACAACAGAGAACCGGAUAAAGCCCAAGAAGACAAUGAGUCUAUUAAAAUACGACAAAUUUUGCCAGUCAAUAAAAAUGAUACUCAAAUUCUCUAACAGUGUAGGAAAUGGUGAAUCUUACUUGGGUACUUGCUGGCCAUAGGCUUUUGCUCUUCUCCAUUACACGUUGGAUGCAUCCAUCGUGUGAUAGCAUACUGUUGAUGGUGUGUAACUUGGUCUGUAUCCUUGUCACGUGAACAAAGGCUCACUGGACAUAAGUUCAGUAUCCCUGAUUAAGUCAGGGUGCCCCUCAUUAAAAGUAUAAAUGAUGUUACUUGUUCAUAAAAACUAUGUCCUGAUUCUUGAAAAAAAUGUAGACAACUAACAACUAAAGGCAAAUCUAAAGGUUUCCUUACUAUUUACAAUUCCUAAAGCCACUCAAGAAGAAGCUACAUUACGACUGGGGAUAAAAAUGUUUUUGAGUUCCACAUAUGAGUACAAAACCCACUAGAGUUGGUGCAAAGAUGCGGCCCUGGAUAAAAUGGCAUAAGCAGACUUUUUUGUUAGUUGACUAGGUUCAUCAUUUCUAACUGCCCAGAGAGAAGCAAUUUCUUUCAUAUUCAGUACAGUCUGACUUUAACUGUGAUCCUUAAAACAGUUAUGUUUUAAUAAAUAACACAAAAUUCUUUAUUUCUAUAUAUUGAAGUUUUGUUUUCUUUAUUCUUCUUUGUAUUUGCAUUCAGUAAUUGUG